Messenger RNA from Jaculus jaculus (lesser Egyptian jerboa), 3257 nucleotides. Its product is annotated as zinc finger protein 420-like. The transcript is spliced from 4 exons. The record is from RefSeq and is a predicted model, not a curated record. Gene Ontology annotation, biological process: regulation of DNA-templated transcription. NCBI's taxonomy places the organism in Eukaryota, Metazoa, Chordata, Mammalia, Rodentia, Dipodidae. The coding region runs from base 1 to 1911 and encodes 636 amino acids.
AUGGCGGGCCAGCGCGCGGGCGGCGGCGCCCCGCAGCAGGAGUUGGUAUCUUUUGAAGACAUAGCUGUGGACUUUACCUGGCAAGAGUGGCAGCACCUGGAUACUGUUCAGCAAAACCUUUACAGAGAUGUGAUGCUGGAAAAUUACAGCAGCCUGAAGUUCCUGGGCAAAUUAAACUCCCGCAACUGUAUGACCAAACCAGAUUUGAUCUUCAAGUUGGAGCAAGGAUUUGCACCAUGGAGUGUAGUAGAAGGCUCAAUUCAGAGGCUUCCAGAAUUCAAAAAUCAGCAGAAAAUGCCGUGCACAAAGAGUGAUGAUAUUAAGCAAUGCCAGAAUGCAGUUUACCACAGGUUACGUCACACUUGUUGUCAAGGAACAAACACAGGUGAGAAACCUUAUGAAUGUGGAAUAGUUUGCAGCAUACAGUCACUUCUCACUACACAUCAUCAAACUCACACAGAUGAUAUGCCUUACGUAUGUAGAAAAUGUGGAAAAGCUUUCAUCUCCAAGUCACAUCUCACUAUCCAUCAGAGAACUCACACAGGUGAGAAACCUUAUGAAUGUAAUGAAUGUGGAAAAGCAUACACCAGCCAGUCAAAUCUCACUGUGCAUCAUCGAACUUACACAGGUGAUACACCUUACGAAUGUAGAAAAUGUGGAAAAGCUUUCAUCUCCAAGUCACAUCUCACUAUCCAUCAGAGAACUCACACAGGUGAGAAACUUUAUGAAUGCAAUGAAUGUGGAAAAGCUUAUACCACCCAGUCAAAUCUCACUGUGCAUCAUCGAACUCACACAGGUGAUAAGCCUUAUGAAUGUAGAAAAUGUAGAAAAGCUUUCAUAUCCAAGGCACAGCUUACUGUCCACCAGAGAACUCACACAGGUGAGAAGCUGUGUGAAUGUAGUGAAUGUGGGAAAGCCUUCAUGUCCAAGUCAUAUCUCACUAUGCAUCAGAAAAUACACACAGGCGAGAAGCUGUAUGAUUGUACUGAUUGUGGGAAAGCCUUUACCUUAAAGUCACACCUCACAGUACAUCAGAGAAUUCAUACAGGGGAGAAGCCAUAUAAAUGUAGUGAAUGUGGGAAAGCCUUCAUCUCCAAGUCAAAUCUCACUAUCCAUCGGAGAACCCACACAGGACAGAAGCCAUAUCAAUGUAGUGAAUGUGGGAAAGCCUUCAUGACCAAGUCAUAUGUUACUUUGCAUCAGAGAAUUCACGCUGGUGAGAGACUGUAUGAGUGUAUUGACUGUGGGAAAACCUUUACCUUCAAGCCACAACUCACUGUGCAUCAGAGAACUCAUACAGGUGAAAAGCCAUAUGAAUGUACUGAGUGUGGGAAAUCCUUCAGUUCCAAGUCAUAUGUCACUAUUCAUAAGAGAACUCACACAGGUGAGAGGCUGUAUGAAUGUACUGCUUGUGGGAAAGCCUUUACCUUCAAGGCACAGCUCAGUGUGCAUCAGAGAACGCACACAGGUGAGAAACCAUAUGAAUGUACUGAAUGUGGGAAAGCCUUCAUGUCCAAGUCAACUCUCACUACCCAUCAGAGAACUCACACAGGUGAGAAGCCAUACAAAUGUACUGAAUGUGAGAAAGCCUUCAUGUCCAAGUCAACUCUUACUACCCAUCAGAGAAUUCACACAGGCAACAAGCUAUAUGAAUGUACUGAAUGUGGGAAAGCCUUUAGAUGCAAGUCAUAUCUCACUAUUCAUCAGAGAAUUCACACAGGUGACAAACCAUAUCAGUGCAAUGAAUGUGGGAAAGCAUUCAUUUCAAAGUCAAAUCGUAGGAAGCAUCAAAGAAUUCAUACAGGUAAGAAGCAAUAUGAAUGCCCUAAAUGUGCUAAAAGCUUCAUCUGCAAGACACAUCUCACUCUGCAUCAAAAAACUCACAUAAAUGCAAAACCAUGUGUGUACUGAAUGCAGGAUAGCUUGUCCUACCAUGUCAGAUCUUGAUAAUCAUAAGAGAAUUCAUACAAGUGAGAAGCCAUGUGAAUUUAAUGAAUGUGGAUUAAGUGAAAAACUUUUUUAGUGAAGUUGUAAGUCACAACAAAUAAGAGAACUCACAAAGCUGAAAAGCCAGUUAAAUAAAUUUGAGAAUGGUUUAUUGUAGAAGUCAAACCAAAUUCUGCAUUAGCAAAUUCACAUAGGAGAAAAACCAUAGGAAUGAAAAUAUGGAAAUACCUUAUCUCCCAGUCACAGGUCACUGUGCAUCAGAAAACUCAUACAGGUCAGAGACCUUAUGAAUGUAAUGAAUGUGUAAACUUCUUUCCCCCUUUCACUCACAGCCUACUAUGUAUGAGAGGAUUUAUGUAACUUAGAAACCAUAUUAGUAUAAUGAAUGUUAAAAACCUGCAGAUAAUAUCCAUCAAUCUGAAAAAAAAAACAUAUACUUAAUUCAUUAAGUCAAAGCUUAAUGAAUUUUUGAAAAUCUAUAGAUUAUCUUUUUAUUUUAACUGGCUUGUGGGAAAUAUAUGAGUUGAUUUAAGAAUUUUCAUUUGAAGAUCCACACAAUGAUGUAACCAAAGCUUAAUGGCUGAUGUUUGAAAUUUUGACAGUAUUUUAUGUGUUGACAACUUACUGUGUUAUGUACAGUUCUUGGUAAAUGGUCAUCUGUUGAAUUUAAAAGGAAUCAUCUGUUCUUGUCUGGAAGAAGAAUUUUGAGUAGUUUUGAAUUUCAAGACAUAGAAGCAUCUUUGGCUACAACUACAACUCAUGAAAAGAUUUCUAUAUUUGAACAUGUAAAGAACACUAUGAGAAUGCUUGUCUUAAAAUAGGAUAGGACUGUAAUAACAAUACUAAAGAAUACUACUGUUCUGUUUUGGUCACUCACCUUAUAUUGCUUUGAGAAAUAGAACAAAGGCAGGACAGAGGGGUCAGGACUUACCCAAAGCCUUAAGAUUGACAGUUUGAAGCUAAAGGAAGACUUAAGAUUCUUGAAGGGAAACCCUAUCAGAUCAAAAAUGGAGCUGUGAAGAGGAAAAAAAUUUCAGUGUAAUUGCUUGGAUUUUCUUGGAAUUGUCACCAAUGAAUGCUGCUGGUAGUUUGAUUUCCCAUAAAUCUAGCAUUCAGGGGUAGAGGGAUUAAAUUUGCUCAUGUUCCCCAGGUAAAGCUGCAAAAUUUGAAAUUUCCCUUAUUUCCCCAAUUAUAUUGUUUCAGUAUUUCCUUUCUACACUUUUGUGCAAUGGAAAUAUUUAUUCUAAGUCAUUAUGUUUUGGAAAUAAGCAACUGUACUUUGAGUUAAUAAAGAUAAUAAGUUCAUAGAC